CUUUGAAACAAUACUGUUAAGAAUAUUGAAAGAUUUUAUUCGAUUACCUAAAUCAUUGAACAUUGAAUCGAUGGAUAAUUCACCAUCAACCUCAUCAUUAUCAUUGUCAUCACUAACAACAUUAUCCCUUGAAUCGUAUUAUACUAAACAAAUUAAUUAUUGUACAAGUAAAUAUAAUACUUCUACCCGUGCAGAUAUUGAAUGGAAUAAUACUAAAGCUGAUUAUCAAGAAGAUGAAACUAUGGAAGAACUUAAAUAUAGUUUAUUCAAUUGUCUUGUGGAUUUAAGAACCGGUUAUUUGACACCAUUCUGGCAUACAGAUUGUUCACAAAUCCACUGGCCAGAAGAAUAUGAUACCAUUAUUCCAGGAAAAAAUACUUAUCAGAACAAGCCAUUAUUGCCAACAUUAUUUCAU
Messenger RNA from Schistosoma turkestanicum, 415 nucleotides. The record is from the annotation of a GenBank genome assembly. NCBI's taxonomy places the organism in Eukaryota, Metazoa, Platyhelminthes, Trematoda, Strigeidida, Schistosomatidae.